AUGGUAAACGUGUUUUCCGUUUCAUUCAGGGAUAAGAAUAACAGGAUUAUUUCAAAUUCAAUGCAAUUCUAUAUUGGUCAACUCUUGGUAAUGGAGUAUAGUUUUGAAACUCCUAUUUUAUUUUGUACAGUAUUUAGCAUGAAGAAAGACAAUCGUAUUAAUGUAAAAAGCUCCAUUCCACUUCCAGGAUCUCAUUUGGUAGCUUGUGAUAAGGAUGGAAGGGGUCAUGUUUGGCUGAUUGAUGAAAUAAUAAGUCAAAUUAUCAAGAAAGACCAACAAGAAAAUCACUAUGAUGAAUACCCUCUCGAACAACCAGAGCAACCAGAAGAGUCUUAUCAAAACAUGAGCUUUUCAUUGGAAACUCCUAGGCCACAAAGUGUUCCAAAACAAAUGCAGUCAUAUUAUUCCCCUCACGAAGAGAAGGAUCAUGCACAGGAGCUAACAGAAGAAGAACAACAACCUAACACUAUCGAUUAUUCAUCUGAUGAAGAUCUGCUGUCUGAUGUUACCUCAGUAAUGAGUAGUUUAUCCUCAAUAUCGUUACCAAGGGAGAUUAGAAAUGUACCAAAGCCAACUAAAAGUCCAUCUACUGACAAUAUGGAUCCCACAAUACCACAAACGAUGGACCAAAUGCUAUGGAGCCAAGAAUUUACUCCAAACAAACCUCAAGACGAUCGUAUUGACCUUAAUGAUAUUGAUAGAAACAGAGACAUGUUAACUCCUGAGCCACAGGUUAUCAAAAUUAGAAAAACGAAAUCCCCGCCCAAACAAUCAUCUCCCAUUCUCAAAACUCAUUCCCUUCCAGAAUUUAACAAACAAUCUCCUUCCCUAGAUGAAGAGCUUAUUCAAACUCCACAGAUAACUGAGAGUCUUCCAAAGCCAGUCAUACGAAGAGAGAAAGAAAUCCCCAAGCCUGUUAUCAUUGAUGAUGUCAUUGCAUCUCAAUCCCCAGUUAACGCUAGUAAGCCACUCAGAAAACGUAUCAAACCAGAAACAACAAGAGUCAACUCAGGUUCCAAUCUUCAAAUUGAGGUUCUAGUGCCAAAGAAGCCAAAACCUAGCUCACUGAAGAAAUCAUCAUCCUCUAAUCAGGUAAAGAUAGUCAACCAUUUCUCUGAUGCUGAAACUGAACCAACCCAGAAUACAGAACCAGAGUAUGACAUUCCACAACAUACACCAGCAAUAAUACCCAAUUCAUCGAGAAGAAUUGAGUAUAAACUUCAUCAAAAACAAUCCGAAGAAUUUAAUGAACAAACUGCUAGACAAGUACUGAAAGAGAACAGUCUAUUCAACAAGAAUGAUGCAGAGAAGGUACUCAACUAUACACCUGGUGAAUCAAUGUUUGGAAAUAUAGUAGAAAAACAAGAUGUUGCCGAAAAGAAUUAUGAUAUUGUUGAAACGAAAUUGAAAAAGCAAGUUAGCAAGAAGCAUUUGAAGGAGAUAAAACAAAGACCAUCAAUUAUGGAUUUGUAUGUAAAAGAAGAUUGGGAGAAGGAAAUAACACUUGAACAAACUGGUCCAAGAACUAUAUAUACCCUAAGUUUUGAUCAGUUUGAUGAUGUUUUACCCCACCCGAAAGGAGAAUAUGAUUCUAUCAGAAAAUUUCUAAAAGAAAAUCCUAUUAUUUAA
Messenger RNA from Naegleria gruberi, 1629 nucleotides. RefSeq lists its product as uncharacterized. The record is from RefSeq and is a predicted model, not a curated record. Bases 1 to 1629 code for a protein of 542 amino acids. The transcript has a single exon. Lineage: Eukaryota; Heterolobosea; Eutetramitea; Acrasida; Naegleriidae.